This is a messenger RNA of Hyaena hyaena (striped hyena), 1412 nucleotides long. It is a transcript of the gene CEP41, whose product is annotated as centrosomal protein 41. Gene Ontology annotation, biological process: protein polyglutamylation; cilium assembly. The record is from RefSeq and is a predicted model, not a curated record. Bases 342 to 1358 code for a protein of 338 amino acids. Gene Ontology annotation, cellular component: ciliary basal body. The transcript is spliced from 13 exons. Lineage: Eukaryota; Metazoa; Chordata; Mammalia; Carnivora; Hyaenidae.
CUGUCCGGAGGCACAUUGGGAAUCCUGAGUAUCUGACUAAAAGAAUACCACAAAACCCAAGGUAUCAGCAUAUCAAGUCAAGACUGGAUACUGCGAGCAAUUCAGAGUUAAUCACAAGAAAUCAAGAAUUGCGUGGUGUCUCCAGCCUUCGCCCACAUCACCUCCCAAGCUCUUCAAAGACUGCCGUCUUCCUCCUGGGUGCCUGGGUGUAUCUUACCAGCUCCCAAGCAUUGCCCGACUGUGCCAUGAAUGGAUUGUGCUUCCGAUGAAAUCCCUGCCGGCGUUUUGUUCGGUCUCCACCGCAGGGCUCUUGUGUAUUCUCAAGCACCCUCUGUAACAGCAUGACUAAAUACACUGAGAAGCUAGAAGAGAUCAAAAAAAAUUAUAGGUACAAAAAAGAUGAGCUUUUCAAGAGACUGAAAGUUACAACUUUUGCCCAGCUGGUCAUCCAAGUGGCUUCCCUAUCUGAUCAAACGCUGGAAGUGACAGCUGAAGAGAUUCAAAGGCUAGAAGACAAUGAUUCUGCGACUCCGGAGCCCGAUGGGGAAGUCGGUGCCAGGACCAACGGGAAGGGGAGCCCCGGGGAGCAGUUUCCAAGCCCCGUCCAGUUCGUAAACAGCGUGGGAGCGGGGGACUCCAGCCGCUCGACUCUGCAGAGCGUCAUCAGCGGUGUUGGGGAACUGGAUCUAGACAAAGGGCUAGUGAAGAAAGCAGAGCCCAACACCAAAGACCGACCUUAUCCCGACUGCCCCUUCCUGCUGCUAGAUGUGCGAGACAGAGAUUCUUACCAGCAGUGCCACGUUGUCGGAGCUUACAGUUACCCAAUCGCAACUCUGUCUAGAACAAUGAACCCUUAUUCAAAUGACAUUCUUGAAUAUAAAAAUGCUCACGGCAAGAUCAUCAUUCUGUACGACGACGACGAGAGGCUGGCCAGCCAGGCGGCCACCACCAUGUGCGAGCGGGGAUUUGAAAACCUUUUCAUGCUUUCCGGAGGUCUAAAAGUCUUAGCCCAGAAAUUCCCAGAAGGACUGAUGACCGGUUCCCUGCCAGCAUCUUGCCAGCAGGCCCUUCCUUCUGGCUCUGCCCGGAAACGAUCCAGCCCCAAGGUGCCGCCUCUACCAGCUGAGAAUAAAUGGCGAUUUACCCCAGAAGACUUAAAAAAGAUAGAAUAUUACCUGGAAGAGGAGCAGGGUCCCACGGACAAUCCUAGCCGCCUGAGCCAAGCUAAUGCCUCCGGAAGAGACUCCAAGGGCCCAGGAGCCCGCAGCGGCCAGAACCUGCCCGCCGGGGGCCCUGGCGGCCCCCCGAACUCCCGCUCGCUCAGCAGUGGCCACCUGCAAGGCAAACCCUGGAAGUAAAGACUGUGUGUGUCUUAGUCAAAUAAAUACUCUGUCUCCUUUCGGAACCCCUGA